Messenger RNA from Miniopterus natalensis, 6845 nucleotides. RefSeq names its product fer-1 like family member 5 (gene FER1L5). Gene Ontology annotation, biological process: membrane fusion; plasma membrane organization. The record is from RefSeq and is a predicted model, not a curated record. Lineage: Eukaryota; Metazoa; Chordata; Mammalia; Chiroptera; Miniopteridae. Gene Ontology annotation, cellular component: membrane.
AUGUUGCGUGUUGUCGUGGAGUCGACCAAGAUUCACCCACCCCUGACCCCCCCACCCAGACCCUGUGUGUCUGUCUUCUUCAGAGAUGUCAAGAAGAACACUUCUGAGGCAGAAGGAAAUAACCCCACAUGGAAUGAGACCCUAAUUUGGCACCUCUGGAACCGCCCCCUACAGAAUGACUCUUUCUUACAAGUUAUCCUUCAGGACUUGGGCGCAGCAAAGGAAGAAAGGUUCGUCGGCAUGGCUACAGUGCUGCUCAAGCCCUUGGUGAAAAAACCAAAAGAGGUUCUUUUCGUGAAGGAUCUGGCCCUACUCAACCAUUCCAUGCUGCCCACAGGCUGCACUAUCACCCUACAUGUGGCCCAUAUGACCAAACAGGAUAUUAAGAAGACAGGGGAUGAAGGCCUCCUGGACAUAACUGCAGGAGAAGUAGCCAGGCAGAAGCAGAUGGUUCCCAGCUACGCUGUGCGCAAGGAGCUCUCCUCAAAGCCUCAGCACUUCCAGGUUCAAGUAAAGGUGUUUGAAGCCCGCCAGCUCAUGGGCAAUGACCUCAAGCCGGUGGUGAAGGUGGUCAUCGGAAGCCAGCAAUACUACACACGGACCAAGAGGGGAAACAACCCUUUCUUCAAUGAGAUCUUCUUCCAGAAUUUCCAUGAGAUUCCUGCAAAGUUCUUCGAUGACUCCAUCUUAAUCCAGGUGAUGAAUUCCAGGAUGUUGAGAUCCAAUGCGGAGAUCGGGAGAUUCCAAACGGAUAUUGGUUUUAUCUACCAUUCUCCAGGUCAUGCACUCCAGAGGAAAUGGUUAGGCCUCUGCCAGCCAAAUGAACCGAACAAUGGUGUGAGAGGCUACCUGAAGGUCACCAUCUGUGCCCUCGGUGUGGGAGACCAGGCCCCGGUAGAUCAAAAGCCGCCCUAUGGGGAUGAUGACAUCAAAAUUCAUAUCUACAAGUCAACGAUGGUCCCGAUGAAGAAGGCCCACUUACAGUUCUACAUCUACUGCGCGGAGGACCUUCACCUUAAGAAACACCACCUAGUGAGCCCAAUGUUGGAGGUGGAACUAAUUGGAGAAAAGCUGAAUACACAGGUGAAGACCCAAACUGAGAACCCGAUCUGGAACCAGGUCCUGACCGUCCAUACUCAGCUGCCCUGCCUCUCCAGCUACAUCAAGUUCAGAGUCUUGGACUGCCCCAAAGGCAGCUGCUCGGGUGAAAUCGGGACUGUCAGCCUGGUCCUCAACCAUAUCUCAUCCACCGGAGCAGAAGUAGAAGGGAUGUACUCUGGCUUCCUACCCUGCUUUGGCCCCAGCUUCCUGACUCUCCAUGGGGGUAAAAAGGCCCCUUUCCGGAUCCAAGAAGAAGGCGCUAUUAUCCCCAGCUCUGUGAAGGAUGGUUUGGCGUAUCGAGGCCGGAUCUUCCUGGAGUUAGUUACCCGCAUCACGACCCAUCACAACACUAAGAUAGGGGACCUCUCCCAGGAAGUGACCAAUGUAGAGAAACAACAGAACCGCCAAAAGUAUGGGCUCUGCGUCAUCUUCCUUUCCUGUACCAUGAUGCCCAACUUCAAGGACCUGAUCCAAUUCGAGGUCAGCAUCGGCCACUAUGGAAACAAGAUGGACCUGAAUUACAAGCCUCUCAUCUCAACUACACAGUACAGCCCAGUGAUAUAUGACGGGAACAUCUACCAUUAUGUGCCCUGGUACAACACCAAGCCGGUUGUGGCCGUGACCUCCUACUGGGAGGAUGUCAGCUUCCGCAUGAGCUGCCUCAACCUUCUCCACUUCACUCGGGACCGCCUGAAAGCCAACCUGGAUACCCUGAAAUCUCUGAGGAACCCGAGGGACCCCGCCCUGAACCUCCAGUGGGAGAAACUGCUGAGGGAGCUGGUGGAGGACUGCAAGCGCCCUCUACCCUGCAUUUACGAUCAGCCCAAAGCCACCAACCUGGACAAGGAGAGAUGGCAGCUCCGCAACCUCCUCCUGAUGGAACUGGCCCAAAAGGCCCAGGUAGCCCAGCCUAGGGACAUGGUGGCCACCGCAGAGGACUGGCUCUACCGUCUCAACACCAUGCUCCCUGAGCCCCAGGUGAGCCUCCCAGACGUGAUGAUCUGGCUGAUGGCCAAGGACCAGCGAGUGGCCUACGCCCAUGUGCCCUCCCACAGCAUCCUAUUCUCCCGAACCGGGGCCCUGCACUGUGGCAAGUUUUGUGGGAAGAUGCAGACCCUCCUCCUGCAGUACCCAGAGGGUGAAGGACAGAAGGACACUCUCCCCGCCCACCUCCGGGUCUGCAUGUGGCUGGGCAACAUUGUGGACAGCUCGGACCUGCAGCUGCUCCAAGAGGGCAAGAUGGUCGUGUACGCAGAGACGUAUGAGAACCAGGCCAAGUAUAAAGACCAGUGGGGGCAGCAGGGGCUUUACCACUGCCCCAACUUCUCUGACGUCCUGGGGCGCAAGGCUCUCCCCAAGGAGGAUUUCAAGGAGCCCUCGGGAUGGCACUGGCAGGGAACAUGGACAGUGGAGCCUCAGAGGAGACUCCUCCUGGACACAGACAUCAACAAGAGCCAGAUGCUAGACGAGGUUUAUGAGAACCAGCAGCGGGACGUCACAGGGGCCUGGGUGCCGGCAGCCACCCCCAAUACGGACGUGAAUGGACAGCCUGUGGAGGCCCGGGAGAAUGUGAAGUGCCCCCCUGGCUGGCAGGUGAAGAAGAACUGGACUGUGGAGCUGAACCAUGCGGUAGACAAUGAGGGCUGGGAGUAUGGCGUGGGAAUCCAGCCCUCCGGCCUGCCCCAGGUCUGGAACGCGGUGGAGAAGACCUACUACUCUCGCCGGCGGCGGCGCUGGGUGCGUGUGCGCUACCGGAAACACGGGGAGCUGAGCCUGGAGGAGGAGACCCUGUCCUUCCUGCAGCUGGAAGAGGAGGGCUGGGAAUACGGCACCAUUGGCUCCAAGUUCGACCUGAACCCUCAGCCCCAGAGCCGGUUCCGCCGCCGCUGCUGGCACCGCAGCCUGGCCCCCAACAAGGACAAGGGCAUCGCACCCAUAUUUCUCCUGGAGGGAUCCUUGGGGAAGGAUCUGAAAAAGCAGGCUGAGGAGGAGGAAAUCAGGGCGUCAUCACGGAGCAAAACAACCAGGUUCCCCUGGAGGCCGGCCCCAGAAGACACCCAGCAACCCCACCUGCCCUUCAUCUACUGCAUCUUCAACAAGCCCCACUACUACCAGCUUUUCUGCUACAUCUACCAGGCCCGGAACCUGAUGGCCAACCGGAUCCAGACAUUCCAGGAGCCCUUCAUUCGGUUGGUCUUCUUGAACCAUAGCCAGCGCACCCAAAUCUUGAAGAGCUCUGCAGCCCCCACAUGGGCCCAGACGCUCAUCUUCCAGCACCUCCUUCUGUAUGAGAGCCCUCAAGACACCAAAGAGAGCCCGCCACUUGUGGCAUUGGAACUGUGGCAGCGGGACUCCCAGGGCAAGGAGAGCUGCUGGGGACGGAGCAUAUGGUCUCCGGUGGUCUGGCUGGAUGUCCAACAUCGGGUCCUGCCCCCCAUGAGAUGGCACCCCCUUGCAAAACAGCUGGGGGAGGAAGAGGGCGAGGUCUUGGCGUCCUGUGAGCUGAUCCUCGAGACUGAGGUACUGGGAGAAGGGAAUCUGCCAAUCUUAAGUGUCCCCUUGAAGAAUGGGGUCUACGCACUCCCCAAGAGCAUGCAGCCUACGCUAAGGAAAAUGGCAGUUGAGAUCCUGGUCUGGGGGCUCCGCAACAUGAGGCAAGUGCGUUCCCCCCAGCUGCUGGUGGAGUGCUGGGAAGAGGCCGGGCACACAGAGCCCAUCAGGAACUUCCAGACCAACCCCAACUUUGCCGAGUCGGUCAUCUUCUUCACACUGUUCAUGCCCACAGAGGAGGCCUACGCGCUGCCCCUCAUGUUGAAGGUGGUGGACAAUCAGGACUUCGGCCAGCAGACUGUGGUGGGUCAGGCCAACAUCGACUCCCUGCACCCCUACUUCUGUGACCCCUGGGCCUCAAACUAUGUGCCCCCACGGCUUCCAAAGCUGGCAGUGAACAAGCGCCAGCUCCUAGAUUACUUCACUGAAAAGUUCUGGUUCAAGUCCAGCGAAGUCGAGGAUGAAUACGAGGAGGUGGUGGACUGGUGGAGCAAGCUGUUCUGGGCCACAGGGGAAGCCAAAUCCCUGAAGUUCAAGGACAAAGACUACCACACCCUGGAGGUGUACGACUGCGAGCUGGAGGCUGUGCCAGCCUUCCGAGGCCUGCAGGACUUCUGCGAGACCUUCAAACUCUACAAGGAACAGCCCAAGUCAGACAGCCCCGUGGUAGGGGAGUUCAAGGGCCUUUUCCGCGUCUACCCCUUUCCUGAGAACCCAGAAGACCCUCAGCCCCCCCGCCAAUUCUCGGUUUGGCCUGGUAAAGAGGACUUCCCUCAGCAAUGCUUGGUGCGGGUGUACGUGGUACGAGCAAUCAACCUGCAGCCUCAAGACUACAAUGGCCUGUGUGACCCUUACGUGAUCCUGAAACUGGGACAGACAAAACUUGGCAACCGGAACAUGUACCAGCCCAACACUUUGAAUCCCAUCUUUGGCAUGAUGUUUGAACUGAGCUGCACCAUCCCCCUGGAGAAGGACCUAGAGAUUGAGCUGUAUGACUUUGACCUGCUUUCACCUGAUGAUAAGAUUGGAGCCACAGUAAUUGACCUCGAAAACCGACUCCUGUCUGGCUUCGGAGCUCGCUGUGGGCUCUCCCAAUCAUACUGCCAGGCAGGACCCUUUAGGUGGCGGGAUCAGGUGCUCCCAAGCGUCCUCCUGGAACACCAUGCCAAACGGAAAGGGUUGCCUCCACCUGUGUUCAACACUGCGGGUGACUCUGUUUAUUACAAUGGGAAAAAAUUCAAGCUGCGACGCUUUGAGCCCCAGCCCCCUACUGCUCAUUACUUGGGACCCAAGAAGGAGCGCCUUGCACUGCACCUCCUACACACCCAGGGGCUGGUACCCGAGCACGUGGAGACCCGCAUGCUGUACAGCAACAGCCAGCCAGGCAUUAACCAGGGAAAGGUGCAAAUGUGGGUGGACAUCUUCCCCAAGAAACUGGGGCCUCCUGGCUCCCCAGUCAACAUCCUGCCCAGGCAGCCUAAAAGGUAUGAGCUGCGCUGCAUCAUCUGGAGAACUGCUCACGUAGACCUGAAGAGCAUCAAUUUGAGUAACGAGAAGAUGAGUGACAUCUACAUCAAAGGGUGGUUAUUCGGGCUAGAGAAGGACAUGCAGAAGACAGAUAUCCACUACCAAUGCCUGACUGGGGAGGGCAGCUUCAACUGGCGGUUCAUCUUCACCUUCGACUACCUGGUGGCUGAGCAAAUGUGCGUCCUAAGCGAGAAGGACUACAUAUGGAGCCUGGACCCCACAGUGACGAAGUUUCCGGCCCGGCUCAUCAUUCAGGUCUGGGACAAUGACAUCUUCUCCACUGAUGGCUUCCUAGGGGUCCUGGAGCUGGAUCUGUCUGACAUGCCCCUCCCGGCCCAGCAUGCAAAGCUGUGCUCCCUCAAGAUGAUGGAUGCAGACCCCAAGUGGCCCCACUUCCUCCAGCACAAGUACUUCUCCCUCUUUAAGAAGAAAACUGUAACCGGCUGGUGGCCCUGCCAGGUCCUUGAGGAUGGCAAAUGGCACUUGUCGGGUAAAGUGAAGAUGACGCUGGAGAUGCUGUCAGAGAAGGAAGCCUUAAUCAGGCCAGCAGGACGUGGCCACUCAGAACCCAACCAGUACCCUAUCCUCCACCCUCCCCUGCGCACCAACACCUUGCUCUCAUGGUUUCAGUCACCUGUUAAAAACUUCUGCUAUGUUUUCUGGAAACGCUACCGCAUUAAAAUCAUAGUCAUCUCAGCCAUAACGAUUGUCGGGUAUAUGCUGUUCAGCUUCAUAUAUUCAGCUCCAAAAUAUUUGGCCAUGAGCUGGAUCAAACCUGAGUUUCGGCUGAAGGCGCCUAUUAAUACCAUCAAUUCACUGAAGAGCAAUGCCAGCUCUUCCGACCUCACCAUCCGGCAUCCGAACCUGGAGUCUACAAUAGGCAGUCAGCUGAAACUCCUGCAGGAACCCAUGAAUCACCUUUGAGCUAUUUUUACAGAACUUCCAGCCCCACAAGGCUGAUCUGCCCAUGUGUGCCUGGCUUUUCUUUGCCACUGUCAGCUCUACCCUGGAGCUUCCUGCCAAUUCCUUGUUUCUAUCUUCUAGGACAGCAAGGGGCUAGGGAUAUUCUGGCCAUUCUGUUCAGAAACCACUUCCAGCAAAAAAGGCAAAGUUGUAAUUUUCCACUGAAAUAAACAAGCUUUGUAACAAAGCCGCUUUGUAAUUUGGGGGGGUUGAAGACCAUAUGAAAGGUUGAACAUGCCAGCCUUUCGGACAAGACUCACAGGACAGGAAGCAGUGACUCUCUCCUUUCUGCACUACCUCCAGUCUUCAGUCUCUUCCACUCUAAGGGGCUCUGAAGUCAGAGGAAAACAGAGGGAAAGGGUGGCAGUGAGGAGAGAAAUGGCUCCAUGGGGUAAGUAGCGGGAGCCACACCAAGAACCAGGCACUGCCCUUCUCUAGGACAAACCUGGGGUCUCAGUGCCCAGAACAAUAUUCAGCCCCAUUCACGGUAGGAAACAUUUGUUUCUAAGACAAAAUACAAGAGCUAGGACAGAACACACCAUGUUUGGUCAGAUGGCUUCCUUGUACCACACAUCUCUAAGGCAGCCCAGGCUGGGUGGGGACUGCAUUUCAUGUCUUCCCUGUCCUCUUUAAAGAGCCUCAAGGUGCUCAUGAGCUGAAAUCACACAAAACCCACAAGUUUGAGCUCUGUCACUCACAUGCUC